AUGGAAACUCGAACUAAAUCCUCCGUCGCGUCCCUCGCGAUACCCGCAACCUUCUCGGACCUGCAGAACCAUGCCCACGAGCACAUCGACGAUGCCAUGAGCAUGGAUAUCCCGGAACAACUCCUUACACCUGAAAACAGUCGGUCUGAAACGUCCAGCAACAACGAAAACGCGUCUACUGAAGAGAAGCCGAUCCUGCGGCGAACAUCCUCACGUGUAACACGCGCCUCCUUACGGAAGUCGGCACAAUUUGAGACAACGUUGGAGAAAGAAAAUGGGAUUUCCACGUCUUCGCCAGGCCAGGAGGAUCGUACGCUGGCCCCGGGGAGCCUGGCAAACAAUCUCACGAAGCUGAAGCGGUCUCAUUCCUCCCAUCUACGGCACAGCAUAGCAGUCAUGGAAACAUCCCUGUGGAACGAGACAACGCUCAUACAGGAUAGGCUUGAGAUUGAAGACCACCCAAUGGCUCCGGACACACCGGUCUCCAACUCAUCCCAAGAGCCUCAGCCAAAUGAACUUAGCACGGCUCUACAGCAUCGCAACUUGAGGAAGCGUGUGGAACGGGCAUUGACCCAGGAUGAUAGUCCCGACCGAAAUAAAUCUACAAUCAAAGCUCAACCCGAGGAUCUUCCAACACCUCGGCGCUCAACCCGUCUGAGUCUAUUGGAGAAGGCCUCCGACUGGGUUGAAAAAGCGAGUAGCAUUCUUGGGAAACGAUCCAUUGAUAAGAUGAAAGAAGGGAAAGACAGUGAUCGCCGAUCCAGUCUGCGACCUCGGAAUGUUGCGCCUAAGGAGGAAAUUGCCUCUCUUGCGACUACUGAACCUCCAGCUGCAAAGAAACGGCGUGUCUCUGAAAGCGAUCUGCCCUUGAACACAAAGGACCCUGAAGAUCCUAUAGCAGGAACCGAAAAUGCUCCUGGGAAAGUCGAGCCGAAAGUGAAAUCAAAGCGCUGGUUGACUCAUGGGCUGUAUACAGGCCAAGAGUUUACUACUUCUAGACCCAGUCAAAAUAGGAACAAGAGCGCAAAGAGAAAAUCCCUAGGCGCGCCAUUGCAGCGCAGGUUUCUCCCAAUGCCAAUGUUCGCAGGUGACCGGCUUUUACAGCUAGGAAGAGAUUUCCAGUUGCCUUUCGACAUCUACUCUCCUCUUCCAGCAGGUCAACCUAAGCCUGAUGAGUGGAGAAAAACCAACAAAAAUGUCUUUGUUGGGGAGGCGGGUAGUAUAUGGAGAGCCAACAAGCACAUGGAGUUAUCUAAGUGCAUGUGCAUAGAAGAGACCGGCUGCGAUGAGAACUGCCAAAACCGGUACAUGUUUUAUGAAUGCGACGAAGGCAAUUGCGGACUAGGUCCUGAUUGUGGUAAUCGGAGCUUUGAGGAACUCAAGCAAAGAACUAAGGUGGGAGGCAAGUAUAAUAUCGGUGUGGAGGUCAUCAAGACAGAAGAUCGCGGAUACGGCGUUCGCAGCAACCGUACCUUUGAGCCAAAUCAGGUCAUCGUUGAAUAUACAGGUGAAAUCAUCACUCAGGUGGAAUGUGAGAAGAGGAUGAGGACCCUCUAUAAGAACAAUGAGUGCUAUUACCUUAUGUACUUUGACCAGAACAUGAUAAUCGACGCUACCCGAGGAUCCAUCGCGCGCUUCGUGAAUCAUUCUUGUGAACCAAACUGUCGAAUGGAGAAAUGGACCGUUGCAGGCAAACCACGCAUGGCUCUUUUUGCCGGUGACCGUGGGAUCAUGACCGGUGAAGAAUUAACUUACGAUUAUAACUUUGAUCCAUAUUCACAGAAGAAUGUUCAACAGUGUCGAUGUGGUGCUCCGAACUGUCGUGGAAUUUUGGGACCACGACCUAGAGAAAAAGACCAACGCUCGAAAGAAAGAGAAUCUAGGAUCCUAAAUCAGAAGAAGAGCUCAAUCACAAAGAAGUCAACGACAACCAGAAAGGUUACAGGCACGAAGCGCAAGAGCGGGACCGCGCUUGACAAAUCUUCAUCACAUCUGAACAAAAAACGGAGGCUCCUGGCACCAAAUUCUAUCGCAAAAGGCGUGAGAAAAGCUGUGUCCAAGGCUCGCGCAUCGGUUUCCAGGUCAAAAACUUCCGCGAAAAGGACAACGGUAACAGUACAAUCCAAAGAAUCUAAGAAAACAGUCACAAGAGGGAGAGAGCCGGCACCCAAGGCGCAGGCGAAGGCCAAAGAGUCGAAGCCCCGGUCUACUGUCAAACUACCGAAAGUCAAGUCUGCCAAAACAAAGGUGAAAGCGGCUAUUCUUCCUAAAACGUCUUCCAAAGCUACAACCAAAUCACCGUCGAAACCACGGGCUUCCCAGCCGACUUCAUCUACCUUGAAACGCCCGUCCGAAAAGGCUAAGGAGAAGAUCCUCAGGGCAGCCAAAGGUGUAAAUGCUCGGAAACAGACAACAAAGGAGAAGAAGGUCGAUACGAAAUCACCUCGCAAGUCUCCCAAGAGCAAUAAUGCCAAAAAGACCCCUCAGGCCAAGGCUCCAGCUAAACGCACGAAGAGUCUGGCCGCUAAACUGCAACCAAAAUGA
Molecule: messenger RNA, 2544 nt
Organism: Aspergillus clavatus NRRL 1
Lineage: Eukaryota; Fungi; Ascomycota; Eurotiomycetes; Eurotiales; Aspergillaceae
Product: putative histone-lysine N-methyltransferase (Ash1)
Exons: 4
Coding region: 1-2544 (847 amino acids)
Biological process (GO): regulation of DNA-templated transcription
Cellular component (GO): chromatin; nucleus
Molecular function (GO): histone H3K36 methyltransferase activity; protein binding
Source: RefSeq, a predicted model, not a curated record